Moesziomyces aphidis is the source of this 1176-nucleotide messenger RNA. Lineage: Eukaryota; Fungi; Basidiomycota; Ustilaginomycetes; Ustilaginales; Ustilaginaceae. The record is from the annotation of a GenBank genome assembly.
AUGUCCGACACACCUCCAGCUGCUGCGGAUCCCACCGCAACCGCCUCUGAUGCCGUCGAUGCAGCCGAGGCCGCGCGUCUGAAGCGCGAGGCCCGCAAGGCGCGCAUCCUUAGCAAGGGCAGCGAUCGUCUGGCUCGCAUCACCAACACUGGCCGCGGCGAAGGUGCCAGUGCCUACCUCAACGACACCACACCCUCGCUCCCCUCCACUCCCAAGCCCAACGACACGCCUGCUGCGUCUGCGGCUGCAGCUGCAUCUGUGGCGCGCGCAGACGACGAUGACCCGCUCGAAGUCGACAUCUCCACACUUCCGCGCCGAGGGGGGCCGUUUGGCGCACCGUUCGGAGAGGAUGCUACCAAUCCUUUCCUCAUGGGCGGAUCCGGCGCAGGUGCAGGCGAGGCACAGAACCCGAUGGAGGCGCUCAUGGCCAUGAUGCAAGGUGGACCUCCGGGCGCAGGCGGUCCAGGUGGUGCGCCGGGUCAGCAGCCUGAUAUGUCCGGUCUGCCACCUCAACUUGCAGCCAUGAUGCAGCAGUUUGGUGCGGCAGGAGGAGGAGGCGGACCGUUUGGCGGUGCUCCUGGUGCAGCUAUGCCAACAGCAGUCAAGACCAAGUCGCUCACCGAACGCUUGUUCGGCGUGGUGCAAGCAACGCUCAUCGUCGCGCUCGCCAUACUUGCUGCCAAGACAUCGCUCUUCGACACGGACCACUCGAGCGUCGUCCCGGACAGUGUCACCGAUACUUUCACUCGCGAUGCACCUGCAGUCGGUGUGCUACAGCGAUGGGCGCGGCUGGGCUACCAACGACCCUCGGCGGACGAAUGGGGCCUCAAUCAUACUUCGACGUUGUCGUCGCUGCCCAUGGGGCCAUUGUCGUCGCUGCCGCUCUUCUGGAUCUUCCUGGGUCUCGAGAUCGUGCUGCAGGCUGUGAGGAUCGCGGUGGUGGCAAGAAAGACGCCAGCGCCACCCUCCAUGCUCGCUUCGCUCACCGCCAUGCUGCCCAUACCCAACCUGCACCUGGCCAUCAGCCUGGUCGGCAAGUACCUUGCGCUCAUCAAUGCCUUUGUCAACGACAUCGCCAUCCUCGUCUUUGUGUUCGGCGCAACCGUGCUCUGGUCCGCACAUCAGCUCGGUGGUGCCGGCAUGCUCGAAUCGCCAUACGUCCAUGACGAGUUGUAA